UCCUCCAUUCAUAGCUCACAGUCUGCCUCUUUUUCGCUCUCUGUCUGCUGUGGACCAGACUCUCUCCUCACACUCCUUCACUUCCACACUGCACCUCUCUUAUUCCAACUUCAAGGGCUUCCAUCUGGAUCUCAGUCCUUUACAUUUCAUUACUUUUUUCUGGAGGGGGAGGGUCCCUCUUGGAAAGCGCUGUGUGUGUUUGGCACUGUGUGGACAUCAAUUUAUCGUGCCCUCAUCAUUAAACCAAGGAACCAAACUGACCACCAUGAAUGUUCAGCUGCUGAUCUUGUUGGCCUUCUGUGCCUUCACACAUGCGAGUCCUACAGUCCUGCCGACUGGCCAUGAUGUUGCAGCGACUGACUCCAUAGCGGACGUCACUUUAGAUGCCACAGUGCCCAACAAAGACCUUGACGUGAUCACAGGACUGCCAUCAACUCAUCCAAUGACAGCUGAACAAGAUGUGGUGGGCGUUACAACUGCGAUGCCCUCUCCUCAGAUGACGACCGGUGCAGAGGAACCUGUGGUCGAGACAGAAACCCUCGCGCCAGUUGCUACCGAGGCACUGAAACCCCUUAUCACCGACGCCCCUGCUGUGGAAACCGCCCCCACGGCGGCCCCUGAAGAGGCUGAGGUCAUUCCUCACUGGACAGAGGCUGUCAAGGCCAACACGCUCAAUGAGGUGGUUGUUGAAGACAAUGCAGAGGAAGGUCUUAGCUCGGGCCAGGUCGUAGGAAUCGUGAUCGGUGCCCUGUUGGCUGUUAUUAUCAUCAUUGCUGUGGUGAUUGCUGUCGUGAGGAGGAUGGGAAAAUACUCGUCUGCCAGAAGCAAAAAGACAGCAAAAAAAGAAAGCCCCCUGAAGAAGAAUAAGACCAAGGACACCAAGCAGCGGGAGCCGUCAAAGUUCUGGAAAGUCUGAACAACUAAACUGUGAUGUCAAAUACAAUAGUUAAAACGAAACAAAGCAAAAAAAAAUUGUAACACCAGAACUAAAUGAUUCUAAGCAGGACUCAGAAGCGUUGCCUAAAAAAGGUGGGAAGAUCGUCUGUGUAAAGUACUAUAUACAGUAUAUGGUACAGUAUGUUGGUAAAGAUAACUCAGACAUCCCACUAAUUUACCUCCAUGACUACAAAAGAAAUGGAGCGAUUCAUAUAAACACAAUGGAAAAAUACAUUUCACAAAAAGACGUGAUCUGGCAUCAACGCUAUAGUGAUAAAGUGAUUAGAUUAGAUUUUUUUGUUUUUUGUUUUUUUUUCAUUUGAGAAUGGGGAAACUUACUUUGAGACAUUCAUCAAGCUGUUAGUUAGGGUACGUCUUAGUUUAAGAAAAUGACUUCAAGACGAGGAAUAAAGUUUCUUUUUUUUUUUUUUUUUUUUUAA
This is a messenger RNA of Corythoichthys intestinalis (scribbled pipefish), 1376 nucleotides long. RefSeq lists its product as uncharacterized. Lineage: Eukaryota; Metazoa; Chordata; Actinopteri; Syngnathiformes; Syngnathidae. The transcript is spliced from 5 exons. The record is from RefSeq and is a predicted model, not a curated record. Bases 266 to 916 code for a protein of 216 amino acids.